UGCUGUUAGUGACCCCCGUCUUAGUGUCCCAGAGAGGAGCAGGGUUUGCACAGCCCUUAUCUAGAAGCCAUUCAGCCGACAGGCUCUGCCUCUCAAACAGUCAUGAAGCUUCUCUCUUGGAUGAGCGCCAUAACACUCCUGGUCUCCGUCAGCGGCGUGGAGCUCCACAGACAGGCCAGGCAGGUCUCAGCAGGGACCCAGCCAGGCUUGUGUCGCUACGGGUGGAGAUUGGAUUGCUGCUACGGUUGGAAGAAGAACAGCAAAGGGUUCUGUGAAGCGCAGUGCGAACAUGGAUGCAAGCAUGGAGAGUGUGUGGGCCCCAACAAAUGCAAGUGUUUCCCAGGAUACACCGGGAAGACAUGCAACCAAGAUCUGAACGAGUGUGGCCUGAAGCCACGCCCAUGCGAGCAUCGCUGCAUGAACACCCACGGCAGCUACAUGUGCUACUGCCUGAAUGGAUACAUGCUCAUGGCCGACGGCUCCUGUGCCGACUCCAGAACUUGCUCGCUGGCUCACUGCCAGUACGGCUGCGAGGAGGUCCGAGGACAGACCCGCUGCCUCUGCCCCUCAUUGGGUCUGCAGCUGGCCCCAGACCAGAGAACCUGUGUCGACAUUGAUGAGUGCGUAUCCAUGAAGAAUCCCUGUCCUUACAACAGAAGAUGUGUUAACACCUUCGGCAGCUACUUCUGCAAGUGCCAGCUCGGGUUCGAUCUGAAGUACGUCAACGGCAAAUAUGACUGUGCAGACAUCGACGAAUGUGGCGACGGCAGCCACCGGUGCAGUCUGCAUGCCAGCUGCCUGAACACGCAGGGCUCGUAUAAGUGCAAGUGCAAGACGGGAUUCAGGGGCAACGGCACUAUGUGCACAGCAAAGCCAUUCUUUCAGCAUUCAUGGGAUGGGGACAGGGGCAGUGCAGAUGAGUUCCUCAAUGCUAUUCCGGAGCCGCUGCUAAAAGGACCACACAGCGAGCUUGACAGUGAGCAGAAAAGGAAUCUCAUCCCUGAAUCUGUGGCAACCUCACGCCCAAAGACUCAGCUUCAGCCUUUUGACUAUGAUGGAGACGUGUACAUCGGAAAUCCCGGUGAGACGGAACCAAAUAGCAGACUGCCUGAGAGGGAGGAGCCGGAGGAGGAGCAGGAGGAGGAGCAGGAAGCAGCAGUCAGUCCCCGGGGAGAUGUCUUCUUCGCUGUGUUUGGCCCACAGUCAGAGGUGAAGGACAUUUCCAUGGAUCCUGGAAAGGAAGAAGCCAUUAUGGACUGUGACUUUGAUCAAGGAACAUGUGAAUGGAUACAGGACAAGGAAGAUGACUUUGACUGGAAUGUGGCCUACCAUGAUAAAGGUCCUGGAAACUACAUGGCUGCCAGUGGCCUCCUGGGGAAGAGGAAAGACCUUGCGCGGCUGAAGCUGCGGCUGAAUCACGGUUCACAGAGAGCUGCCUUAUGCCUGGCCUUUAAUUACCGUCUGGUGGGCGAGCAGGUGGGCGCCCUGCGUGUGCUGCUGGAGAACAAUGGCUAUCCUGCGUGGGAGCAGCAAAGCAGCCGCGAGUGGGCCUGGCAAACUGAGCUUCUCACCGUGGCCUGGGAGGACAAGCCCCCCCAGUCGAUCAUCUUCGAGGCAGAGCGUGGUAAAGGUGUCGGCGGCGAGAUUGGACUGGACAACGUGACGCUCACGCCAGGCUCCUGUGAGGAACACGACUCUGUUAUCUUUUAAGCAGCCCAUCCUGUGUCACCUACAGGCACCGCCGAUCAUAGUGCACACACACACACGCACACACACAUGCAAACACAUACACACACAGUCGAAUGGACACAUACAUACACGCACACACAUACUGUACACACAUACAGACACAGUCGCAUUCACACACACACGCAAACACACACACACAGACACAUGCACAGACACACACACCUCUACAAGCAUCACUGAGACUGCUGAGAGAGACAGAGGCCCAGGACAGUGGGCCUUAUCUCAGUGAUUAUGAGUUCUCCACUGAACACAGUACCGAUUCUGAUUCCUCAACAGCUGUUCCAAUUGCUGAUGGCAUGAGUGCAUAAUUAGCUUGAAAAGGGCAUUUUAAUGACCUCAUAGUCCAUUAAGGGGAUAGACAUCUGUAAAGCACACCAACCAAACAGACACUAAACUGUCCAACGAGUAUACGUUUGAUAAUGUUUAAAUGAUGUUAAGUGCAUUAAAGACUCACGAUACGUUAGGACAUUAAAUCGCUUUAACAAAAAUCAUUAUGAAUUGUGAUAAUAAAAUUCUGUUAUGUGGAGAAUAAUGUUCAGCUUGAGUAGAACAGUAAAUGUAAGAACAGGAAAAUUAACACUAGAUUUUUCCUGGCUGCUUUUGAAGGGGUUUUAUGUUCAUUUUGUUUGUUUUAUUGUAUUAAUAUUAUAGCAAUGCAGCAGUUGUAAAGUACGCUUUCAUACUGUAUUACAAUAAAUGUUUUUGUUUUUCUAAA
Messenger RNA from Brienomyrus brachyistius, 2464 nucleotides. RefSeq names its product epidermal growth factor-like protein 6. Gene Ontology annotation, cellular component: membrane. NCBI's taxonomy places the organism in Eukaryota, Metazoa, Chordata, Actinopteri, Osteoglossiformes, Mormyridae. The record is from RefSeq and is a predicted model, not a curated record. Gene Ontology annotation, molecular function: calcium ion binding. The coding region runs from base 103 to 1710 and encodes 535 amino acids. The transcript has 13 exons.